Dicrocoelium dendriticum is the source of this 1608-nucleotide messenger RNA. The record is from the annotation of a GenBank genome assembly. NCBI's taxonomy places the organism in Eukaryota, Metazoa, Platyhelminthes, Trematoda, Plagiorchiida, Dicrocoeliidae.
CGAACGAUACGUGCAAAUCUCUGCUGGCGUCCUUAUUGAUUUAGAAAGUUUGAAUCAGCGAAUGUCAUCUGAUUUAUCCUGGCUUCGGAGUCCUACAGAACUGACACUAAUUGUUCGGAAGUUAACUUUGCAAUAUUUAAUGCUUACGAAGUUGCCAUUUUUUAUCGGAAACCUUGUGCCAGAACAAUUUUCUUCCUGCAAGCAUCGUGCUAUCUGUCUCACGUAAGAUAGCAAAACACGGCCGUUUGGGUCUGCCCUUUCGCAUCCAAUCUGUGGUGACCAAAAACUAAUAAUACGUGCAAAACAAGAGACACAAACAAUUUAUGAAUCUCUCGGAAAACGUUGCUCCGCUCCCGGCGCCCAAAAGGAGUUGUACACCCACUAAACGCAAAAAUUUAUCGGCACCCCCACAGAAACGACGGCGCCAUGACGACACUUCGAAGAGGGGCCAAGUCAAAAAGAAGAAAAGGACCAAUAGAAAAUGUAACAAGGUAAAGCGUGUGAGUAAUUCCAAAGCGCUCGCUGUCCGCAGCCGUGGAAAGCAAGCCACUCACCGAACCAACAAGCAACCCGAUGGCAAGAGGCAUGGCGGGAAGCCCGCACGUCGGUUGAGCAGUGGAAAAGCCAUCAUUCACCACUCAAAAAUAAAGACUGGAGAAAAUUCUACUUCCGGUCAUCUGGGAUGUAUGGAGAACAAUUCCACAUCCGCUGGUGAGAAGAAAUAUGGUUCAGUGCCCGAUCAUCUCAUAAACAGUAGUCAGGUUGAGGUUAAGGAAAAUGGAUUGCCUUCUCCACAAACACCCUCACAACAACGACAGCUGCAGGAAAAUUGUACAGGGCAUAGUUUGAAAGUCCCAGCAAUUGUCAAAUACUUUGUAAGAAAUCACAUGCAUAAGGAUUGUUCCCCUGGUAACCAUCAUAAGAAGAACACGAAGGAUGCUUGUCGUUGUCUUGGUGACACCACUUUUGGUAGUAAUUUGUCACCAGCUACCAGCUCGCAGGCGCCCACCUCUGACUUGAUAACCGACAGUAUGCUCUUGACAGACGCCAGCCCACUCUUCGUAGGUUCGUUUCGAGCCAACAUCCCUUCAGAAAUAGCUUCGAUUGUCCGUUUCGCUACCUCAAGUGUCCGACACUUAUGCAGAAUUCGUGCAUCGAGAAGAGUGCCUGGAAGCCAGACUUCGGAUCAGACUGUUUUGGACAACUCCCAAAACGUCCUGGAUUGAUUGCAAGCAACCACUGGAAUUAAGAAACUAAAUCUGUAAGGUUCAUGUUAAACAUCUCCGUGGAGAUACAACUCGGUGCCGAGAAAGUAGGUCAUCCCUAUCCUGUGUUCACCAAACUUUGGAGUGUGAUAGAUUCACAAGCAAAAUGUGACAUUUUUUGGACUGCACACCCCUUCAAACGCAAGACCAUCUUCCUAGACAAAGAUGUGAUACUUGUGAAUAUAAGCCUGUUGCCACCAAUUUGUUGGGUACCCAGAUUCCCUUUUUAAACGCAAUGACAUCGCAACUUUACAGCUUGCCUGAAAUCCAUGCUAAAGAAACUUCUACACAGAGUAAUAUCGUCUCCAAUGGAUCUCUAAUAAUACAGUAGCAAGCAAAGUAA